This is a messenger RNA of Helianthus annuus (common sunflower), 786 nucleotides long. RefSeq names its product glutathione S-transferase T3-like. The coding region runs from base 22 to 786 and encodes 254 amino acids. The record is from RefSeq and is a predicted model, not a curated record. Lineage: Eukaryota; Viridiplantae; Streptophyta; Magnoliopsida; Asterales; Asteraceae. The transcript is spliced from 4 exons.
UCUUCUAAUUUUUAUACAAUCAUGCAUCCAUUCCGCCCUCCUUUUGGUGUCCCCGCUAGACCCGCAAACCCGAACUCAACCCAACCGCAAACCCCAUACAACCUUCAAGACAUGGACCCGAGCUUUUUAACUUACGCGGCUUACUUGAGUGGCGCCCCUCCGUUUGUUCCUCCCACUUUCGGCUAUGGUCAAGCCGGCGGGUCUCAACCGUCACAACCCGAAGCCGAACCCGAUGUGGAAGUCGUACCGAAGACGCAACCCGAACCGGUGCAAGAAACAUCGAAACGCGGCAAAAGGUCGCAUAAGAAGAAGGAUAAGGACGCACCGCGGCGUACAAAAAAUAUAAUCAAAUGGACGAAGGAAGAGGAAUACGCGUUGACUCGGGCGUAUGUCGACAUUUCGGAGGACGAAGAGACCGCAAACUUUCAAACGGGCCCGGUUUUUUGGGAUAGGGUUCCAAACUUUCAAAUGGGCCCGGUUUUUUGGGAUAGGGUUCGUGCACUCUUCUUUAGCACGUGGGAUCAAGGCGAACAUCGGGACAAAGACUCCAUUUCUAGCAAAUGGACCGACAUCAACAACAAGUGUCAUGGGUUCCAAGAAGUCUUCCAACGUAACUACGAUAAUCGGCCGAGCGGUGAAGGUGACGUGGGGGUUUUAACGAAGAGUUUGGAGGAGUUCGAGAGGACAAAAGGCCCUUUCACGUACUACAAGUGUUGGGAGCUACUUCGAAAAAGUCCAAAGUGGGCGGAAGUUUUGACAGUUGUUAAUCAAGUUAUUAUAUUAUAA